AUGUACUACAUUUACUUUGCCGCUCAAGCGGAAGGUUUCAACUCUCCAAACGUGCAAAGGAGAAACACCACUGCCUUCGUAGAAUCAAGCAGCGGCAAUCGAUUCUCUACCCACUCUUCUUGUACAGACUACUCCAAAAAUGACACCAAAUCUGAGAAGGAUUCAUCAAAAAGCAUCUGCUCAUACCAGCAGUCAGAGCUCAUCGAGUAUCCUUUACAUAGCGAGAAUUCGGCAGGAAAACUUUCAUUGUCAAUUAUAGGUGAAUCAGAAAAGGUAUAA
Ostertagia ostertagi is the source of this 279-nucleotide messenger RNA. NCBI's taxonomy places the organism in Eukaryota, Metazoa, Nematoda, Chromadorea, Rhabditida, Trichostrongylidae. The record is from the annotation of a GenBank genome assembly.